Molecule: messenger RNA, 1074 nt
Organism: Chaetomium globosum CBS 148.51
Lineage: Eukaryota; Fungi; Ascomycota; Sordariomycetes; Sordariales; Chaetomiaceae
Exons: 1
Coding region: 1-1074 (357 amino acids)
Biological process (GO): nucleoside metabolic process
Molecular function (GO): catalytic activity
Source: RefSeq, a predicted model, not a curated record
AUGUCCGAACUUAACCCCAACCUCUAUACCGUGGCAUGGAUCGCCCCUCUCGAGAUCGAAGUCCAAGCGGGACUACAUAUGUUCGACCACAUCCACCCCGGGAGGUUCCGCACCAGUCGAGGCGACGACUACCUCUUCUACGGGGGCGACAUAUGCGGACACAACGUCGUCCUGGUCACCCUGCCGGCGGGGCAGGAAUACGGCACGGGGUCGGCGGCCGCGCUGGCCAGCCAAGUGAAGAAGUUCUUCCCGUACCUCCGGUUCGGUCUGCUGGUCGGCGUUGCCGCGGGUCUCCCCAACCUCUCCCUUAGCCCGCCCCGCGAUAUCCGUCUCGGGGAUAUUUUGGUGGCGUUCCCCGAGGGUGAGAGUCCCGGGGUGGUGGCGUAUGAUUUGGGCAGGGAGACCGGCACGAGCGGCGGCCUCCAACUGCUGCGUGCCGGGCAUGUGCUAGAAUCCACGGAGCCCAUCGUGCGGGCGGCGAUCGAGGAGAUCAAGGCUGACCGGGCAAAUGAGGCGGAGAGGUUCCUCCCGUACUAUAGGAGCAUGAAGGAGAGGCGCCAUGCCGCCGGCACCUUUGCCGAUCCCGGCCAGGGGAAGGACAUGCUGUACGGGGCUGAUGAGAAGCCGAUUCAGCGGGAAUGGCGGCCGGAUUCCCGGCGGACCCGGGUGUGGUACGGACCCAUCGGCUCGGGCGACAAGCUGAUGCGGAGCAACCGGAGGCGGGAUGAGCUCAGGGAUAUGUACGGUCUUAUCGGCCUCGAGAUGGAGGCCGCCGGGACUAUGAACCGCAUCCGGGUCGGCGUUAUCCGGGGUGUGUGCGACUACGGAGACGAGCGCAAGAAUAAGGAAUGGCAGCCUUACGCCGCGGCGAUGGCUGCAGCGUACGCCAAGGCCAUCUUGCGCGAGAUACCCGUUGUUCAGAACAAGACUCUUGCGAUGGACGUGCCGAUUGAGCCUGGGCCUGCCCCUGCCCCACAAGAACCGGGGCAGUUUGUGUUCAACGGUCCGAUCUCUGGAACGAACGUUCAGAUUGGGUCGUCGAUCUCGGGGCCAACCACCUUUAACUUUGCCUAA